AUGCAAUCAGCCCCAGGAGCUCCACGACCAUCACGACUCACGAAAUGGUGGCCCAUCGGCUUCUUCAUUGGCGCCAUUGUUUGUUUCAUCAUCGGCGGUGCUCUCGUUGGAAAAUGGACCUCCCACUCAUACGAUCACUGCUCUUACAGCAGCUCGUACUACAGCUCCUACUAUUCCAGCUACUCUUGUAGCAAUACCAAUAUGGGCGAGUUCUAUGGCGCUGUUGCUAUGUUUGUGAUCGGUGGUGUGCUCCAGCUCACUGCGUGGAUUCUACUCAUCAUCUUCUGCGUCAAGCGCAACCGCCACAGCCACCAUACCGUCACAUACUCUUACGUCGCGCCUCAACCUACCUACUCCCCUGCGCAUCAGUCUGCUCAGUUCCCUCAUUCCCCUGAGAUGGUGAACUCGUCUGCCCCUGGUACGCCUCCGAAUGAGACCAAUGCAACGGCAAGCGCUGCCAAGUACUGUACCCAGUGCGGAACCACUCUUUCUGGCCGAUUCUGCCCGCAAUGUGGUUCCUAG
Molecule: messenger RNA, 522 nt
Organism: Penicillium verrucosum
Lineage: Eukaryota; Fungi; Ascomycota; Eurotiomycetes; Eurotiales; Aspergillaceae
Exons: 2
Coding region: 1-522 (173 amino acids)
Source: RefSeq, a predicted model, not a curated record